Molecule: messenger RNA, 4256 nt
Organism: Phragmites australis (common reed)
Lineage: Eukaryota; Viridiplantae; Streptophyta; Magnoliopsida; Poales; Poaceae
Product: phytochrome B-like
Exons: 4
Coding region: 326-3820 (1164 amino acids)
Biological process (GO): red, far-red light phototransduction; regulation of DNA-templated transcription; detection of visible light
Cellular component (GO): nucleus
Molecular function (GO): protein homodimerization activity; photoreceptor activity; phosphorelay sensor kinase activity
Source: RefSeq, a predicted model, not a curated record
CUGCCAUUUCAGCUCAGCUCGUCGUCGUCCCCAGCGCGAGCGCGAUCCAUUACCCUGAACCCUACCUGGAUCCCUUCACCAGUGACCACCCAUCCCUGUCCCAGCCAUGUCGUCGUCAUCGACUCAUCGCCUUGCGCGUAAUAUCCCUCCCCUACUGUACCUGCCCCUACCCCAACUUUUUAUUUUAUCCUCGUGACUCGAUAAGCGCCGAGCGGUGAAGCAAUCGGACGAACCCCAGGCGAGGGCCGAGCGAGCCGACGAGACGAGCGCACAAGAGGCCGGACGCGGCCGCCUAAUCCAGAGCCCCAGGCUUUGUGCCCCCGCCAUGGCGUCGGGCAGCCGCGCCACGCCCACGCGCACCCCCUCCUCCGCGCGGCCCGAGGCGCAGCGGCACGCGCACCACCACCACUCGCAGUCGUCGGGCGGGAGCACGUCCCGGGCCGGCGGGGGCGGCGCGGGCACGGCGGCCACGGAAUCGAUCUCCAAGGCCGUGGCGCAGUACACCCUGGACGCGCGCCUCCACGCGGUGUUCGAGCAGUCAGGUGCGUCGGGCCGUAGCUUCGACUACUCCCAGUCGCUGCGCGGGCCGCCCACCCCGUCCUCCGAGCAGCAGAUCGCAGCCUACCUCUCCCGCAUCCAGCGCGGCGGCCACAUCCAGCCCUUCGGAUGCACACUCGCCGUCGCCGACGACUCGUCCUUCCGCCUCCUCGCCUUCUCCGAGAACGCCGCCGACCUGCUCGACCUGUCGCCGCACCACUCCGUCCCCUCGCUCGACUCCUCCGCUGUGCCUCCUCCAGUCUCGCUCGGCGCCGACGCGCGCCUCCUCUUCGCCCCCUCGUCCGCCGUCCUCCUCGAACGCGCCUUCGCUGCGCGCGAGAUCUCGCUGCUCAACCCGCUCUGGAUCCACUCCAGGGUCUCCUCCAAGCCCUUCUAUGCCAUCCUCCACCGCAUCGACGUCGGCGUCGUCAUCGACCUCGAGCCCACCCGCACCGAGGACCCCGCGCUCUCCAUCGCCGGCGCAGUCCAGUCCCAGAAGCUCGCGGUCCGCGCCAUCUCCCGCCUCCAGGCGCUACCGGGCGGGGACGUCAAGCUCCUCUGCGACACCGUCGUCGAGCACGUCCGCGAGCUCACGGGUUAUGACCGUGUCAUGGUGUACAGGUUCCAUGAAGACGAGCACGGGGAAGUUGUCGCCGAGAGCCGCCGCGCCGACCUGGAGACGUACCUUGGGUUGCAUUAUCCUGCCACGGAUAUCCCGCAGGCGUCGCGCUUCCUAUUCCGGCAGAACCGCGUGCGGAUGAUUGCUGAUUGCCACGCCACGCCGGUGAGGGUCAUCCAGGAUCCUGGGCUGCCACAGCCGUUGUGCUUGGUUGGCUCUACGCUGCGCGCACCACACGGGUGUCACGCACAGUACAUGGCAAACAUGGGGUCCAUAGCAUCGCUUGUUAUGGCGGUGAUAAUUAGUAGUGGUGGUGAUGAUGAGCAGACGGCGCGGGGCAGCAUCUCAUCGACAAUGAAGCUGUGGGGGUUGGUGGUAUGCCACCACACAUCACCACGGUUUAUCCCUUUCCCAUUGAGGUACGCUUGCGAGUUCCUCAUGCAGGCCUUUGGGCUGCAGCUCAACAUGGAGUUGCAGCUUGCGCACCAGCUGUCGGAGAAGCACAUCCUGCGAACACAGACACUACUAUGUGACAUGCUACUGCGGGAUUCACCAACUGGCAUUGUCACGCAGAGCCCCAGCAUCAUGGACCUUGUGAAGUGUGAUGGGGCUGCUCUGUAUUAUCACGGGAAGUACUAUCCACUGGGUGUCACACCCACUGAGUUUCAGAUUAAGGAUAUCAUUGAGUGGUUGACGGUGUGUCAUGGGGACUCAACGGGGCUCAGCACCGAUAGCCUGGCUGAUGCAGGCUACCUUGGUGCUUCUGCAUUAGGGGAUGCUGUGUGUGGAAUGGCAGUAGCUUAUAUCACGUCAAGUGAUUACUUGUUUUGGUUCCGAUCACACACAGCUAAGGAGAUCAAGUGGGGUGGUGCGAAGCAUCAUCCUGAGGAUAAGGAUGAUGGUCAGCGGAUGCACCCACGGUCAUCAUUCAAGGCAUUUCUCGAAGUGGUUAAAAGCAGGAGCCUACCAUGGGAGAAUGCAGAAAUGGACGCAAUACAUUCCUUGCAGCUCAUUCUACGAGACUCCUUCAGAGAUGCUGCAGAGGGCACUAGUAACUCAAAAGCCAUUGUCAAUGGCCAAGUUCAGCUUGGGGAGCUAGAAUUGCAGGGAAUAAAUGAGCUUAGCUCAGUAGCAAGGGAAAUGGUUCGGUUGAUCGAGACAGCAACAGUACCCAUAUUUGCAGUAGAUACUAAUGGAUGUAUAAAUGGGUGGAAUGCAAAGAUUGCCGAGUUGACAGACCUCUCAGUUGAGGAGGCAAUGGGCAAAUCACUGGUAAAUGAUCUUAUCUUCAAGGAAUCUGAGGAAAUAGUUGACAAGCUACUCUCGCGAGCUUUAAGAGGUGAGGAAGACAAAAAUGUAGAGAUAAAGCUGAAGACAUUUGGGUCAGAGCAAUCGCGGGGACCAAUAUUUCUUGUCGUCAAUGCUUGUUCCAGUAGGGAUUACACAAAAAAUAUUGUUGGUGUUUGCUUUGUCGGACAAGAUGUCACAGGGCAAAAGGUGGUUAUGGAUAAAUUCGUCAACAUACAAGGGGAUUACAAGGCUAUUGUACACAAUCCCAAUCCUCUAAUACCCCCAAUAUUCGCUUCAGAUGAGAAUACUUGUUGUUCGGAAUGGAACACAGCGAUGGAAAAACUUACAGGAUGGUCUAGAGGUGAAGUUAUUGGUAAGCUUCUUAUUGGAGAGGUAUUUGGAAAUUGUUGUCGACUAAAGGGGCCGGAUGCAUUGACAAAGUUCACGAUUGUUCUUCACAAUGCGAUAGGAGGGCAGGAUUGUGAGAAGUUCCCUUUUUCAUUUUUCGACAAGAAUGGGAAAUAUGUGCAGGCCUUGUUGACCGCAAACACGAGGAGCAAAAUGGAUGGUAAGGCCAAUGGAGCCUUUUGUUUCUUGCAUAUUGCAAGCCCCGAAUUACAGCAAGCCUUUGAGAUUCAGAGACAACAAGAAAAGAAGUGUUACGCAAGGAUGAAAGAAUUGGCUUACAUUUGCCAGGAGAUAAAGAACCCACUUAGUGGCAUCCAAUUUACCAACUCCCUGUUGCAGACGACUGAUUUAAAUGAUGACCAGAGGCAGUUCCUUGAAACUAGCUCUGCUUGUGAGAAGCAGAUGUCUAAGAUUAUAAAGGACGCCAGUCUCCAAAGUAUUGAGGACGGCUCUUUGGUGCUUGAGAAAGGUGAGUUUUCUCUUGGAAGUGUUAUGAAUGCUGUUGUCAGCCAAGUUAUGAUAUUGUUGAGAGAGAGGGAUUUGCAACUUAUUCGAGAUAUCCCUGAUGAAAUCAAGGACGCAUCAGCAUAUGGCGAUCAAUAUAGAAUUCAACAAGUUUUGUCUGAGUUUUUGCUAAGCAUGGUGCGUUUUGCUCCAACCGAAAAUGGCUGGGUAGAAAUACAAGUCAGACCAAAUGUAAAACAAAAUUCUGAUGGAACAGAUACUAUGCUUUUCCUCUUCAGGUUUGCCUGUCCUGGCGAGGGCCUACCCCCUGAUAUUGUUCAAGACAUGUUCAGCAACUCCCGCUGGUCGACCCAAGAAGGCAUUGGACUGAGCAUAUGCAGGAAGAUUCUCAAAUUAAUGGGCGGUGAGGUCCAAUAUAUCAGGGAGUCAGAGCAGAGUUUCUUCCGCGUCGUCCUCGACCUGCCCCAAUCUCGGCCAGCAGCUAGUAGAGAGAUCAGCUGAUAUGUUAAGUUCAGCGCUGACCUCACCUAGCUAAUUGGCCAAAUAGGUGGCCUGAGCCCCGCGGAGAGGCGGGAACCUAAUUUAUGAGAAGCCCGGAAGUCGAGAUGUCUCAGAUGAAGUCAAGCAGAGUUGCAACUGUGAUUCCCGCUGUGUGUCUGUCACUCCCGGCUAGCCAAUGUAAGUCCGGAUGUGGAUGCUCUUGUUGUAAGAUUACAGUUUGUGGCGGCUAGUAAUGUACACACAGACGGUAAUGUGGCUCGUAGCGUAGGCCCAUGGCCACUUCCAUGUAAUACAUAAGUUGUUAGCUUAUAUGUAUAUUUUCUGUCUUGUACUAUGCAUAAGGAACUGCUUCAGCUCCCAAGGUUAUAUUCUGUAGGCCUUCGCAGGCCUACUACACGUUAAUCUAACUAAAAGCAUUUGGUUUCCUUUUUUAGCA